Messenger RNA from Vespa crabro (European hornet), 3162 nucleotides. It is a transcript of the gene Socs36E, whose product is annotated as suppressor of cytokine signaling 5-like. Gene Ontology annotation, molecular function: 1-phosphatidylinositol-3-kinase regulator activity. The coding region runs from base 638 to 2221 and encodes 527 amino acids. The transcript is spliced from 6 exons. The record is from RefSeq and is a predicted model, not a curated record. Gene Ontology annotation, biological process: intracellular signal transduction; phosphatidylinositol phosphate biosynthetic process. Gene Ontology annotation, cellular component: phosphatidylinositol 3-kinase complex. Lineage: Eukaryota; Metazoa; Arthropoda; Insecta; Hymenoptera; Vespidae.
AUGGUUAUAUAUAAUAGGAAAAAAUCCAUUUGAUUUAUUGUUUGUUGUUGCAACACAGAUUCCGGAAAUAGAUUUAGAAUUUUAUGAUCACUUUAACAUCUACGUUACGCUUCUUUUGCACAAUAAACCAAUGACGAAUGGAAAAGACAGACAUGAGAUAGUUAGGGAAAAUGGCUGAUGAUGCAGUGGAUCGUGUUUUGACAAUUUUACGUAUAUUUUGAUAUUGAUGAACGACAUGGAAUUUUUUUAUAUUCAAAGACACGAUUUUAAUGAUAUCAUAGAAGAUAAAGUGUUGUGAAUUCCAAGUGUUUGUUAUAGUGUUCGAAAUAAAGUAAUUAUACAGUCCUGUCAAAACUUGUCUGAACCUGUCUAAACGUGAUUCUACUAGCUGCCAUCGCGAAAUUUCAUUACAAAUGCCUUAACAUAAUUUUUAUAAUAUUAUCUGUAGACAAUGAAUUAACCAAGAUAAAUUGAUAUUUGACAGAAUUAAAGAUAAAAUUAAUGCCUUACAAUAUAAAUAAAAAAUUUGCAAUGUACGAUCAUUGUACUAUGAUAUAAACAUAUUAACACUGUUGAUACAGAACGUUACACUAGAAAUAUCUUUGAGGCCAUAAAAUGCCUGUCUAUAGAGUUAACGAUGGGACAGCAUUUUGCUAGUCUCAGAGAAUUUUUUAAGAUGGAUGGUGAAAAACAAUCUACAGAAAUAUAUUCUAAUGUAUUGCAACAACAAUCAACAUUGGAAAUGGUUGACCAAGAUGAUGCAGAAAAUUUACCCAAUUAUGAGAAUAAUGGGAAUGUACCUGUCUUGAAUUUUAAUGUAAUUCCAAACAGAGAGAGUAAAUCAGAAGGGAAUUUGGGAAAUCACAAUUUGAAUUUGGAUCUAGAUAAUCAUAAUUCUAGAUUCGAAUCUUUAUAUAGUCAACCAGUGGAAACUCAGGAUUCAAAACAAAUUCGUGGUAAUGGCAAUAUUAAUAAUCCUGAAACACCAUUCAGACAACAAGAGGCUUGUUCCAGCAGUUCUGGCGGUAGCAACAGUAGUAGUAGUUCCGAGGAUAGUCCAAGAACUCCUCCAUUAAGAAGAUCCUCAAAAACAUUGUCAUUUGGAAAAAGAAAAAGUAAACAACGGAAUAAAGAUCAAAGUCCAGUAUGUAAUCAUAUUUUAUCUUCAAAAAAGAAAAGAAGUAAUUGGGUAUUGAAAUUUGCUAAGAGUAAAACAUCCAAAAAUACUGAUAUUAUUCCUGGUCAAGGCAACAGUAGUUCAGAUUGUGUAUGUACUGGUUAUAGAAGAACCGACGAACACCCAAUGGGUGCAGGAAUUGUAUUUAAUAGUAGAUCUGCACCACAGAGUCCAAUUCUUGGUCCUCUACCGCCAAGUCCUGUGAUCGAUUUGUCAAGAUUUAAUCCAGAGGAAUUUCCUAUGGAGGAUUGCGACGAAAGGGCACGUUUACAACGAGCACGAGAAAUGGAGGAAGGUGUUGAACCUCCUCCUGGAUACAGACCUAAUUAUCCAUCUGGAAUACAGGUGCAUCCAAAUGGUAUAACAGUAGAUAGUUUGGCUGCAUUGUUUCAAGCACAUGCUGGUAUUCAAGUUGCUGCCCUUACUGCGCUAUCCCAGAUAGAUUUUACAUUAAUUCCAAAUAUUGAAAGACCUGCGCAUACGCAGGUCGAUUAUGUACAUUGUCUUGUACCAGAUUUACGGUCAAUAACAGCAUGCUCUUUCUAUUGGGGUAAGAUGGAUCGCUAUGAAGCAGAACGUUUAUUGGAAGGUAAACAAGAAGGAACUUUCUUAUUACGAGAUUCUGCGCAAGAAGAAUUCUUAUUUUCCGUAAGCUUUCGAAAAUAUGGACGAUCUCUUCAUGCACGAAUUGAACAAUGGAAUCACAAAUUUAGUUUCGAUUCACACGAUCCAGGCGUUUAUGCCUCUGAAACGGUAUGUGGUUUAAUAGAACAUUACAAGGACCCAUCAUGUUGUAUGUUCUUCGAACCUAUGCUCACUAUACCAUUGCAUCGUAAUUUUGCCUUUCCUCUACAACAUUUGUGCAGAGCAGUUAUAACUACAAGAACGACAUAUGAUGGUAUAAAUAAGCUGCAGUUGCCAAAGACGCUUAAAAGUUAUCUCAAAGAGUACCAUUAUAAACAAAGAGUGCGUGUUAGGAGAUUAGAUACAGAAAAUGAUUUACAGACAGACGCGAGAUCCAUAUCAUAUUUACCUUUAAUAUGAGCCUUUAUAUAUAAUGUAGAAAUACUAUCGUUUGCUUUAUUAAUUUCCUUGCAUCUACAGUACUGCCACAGCCUUUUGUGGUAUAUGCACAUCAUUAUAUCAAAGCUGAUAAUUUAUUUCAAAUUCUCUAAUGUCUCUGCAAUAUUAGCAAAUAAAACGCACAUAUUUAGCAAUGUAUUCAGCAAAAAAAUAAUAGUAGAUUUGGUUCAAAUAGUAACAAUUUUUAGGGGGCUGUACCAGCAGCACUUAUGUUCAAGUGGCAAAUGUAUGCAUUCAAUUGUGAAACUUGAUAGUUUAAUAUGUAAAUAUGUCACAACAUGCGUAGUUGAUUAUCAGAAUCAAAGUUCUUUUUAUAAACUUAAUUAUGAAAAUUUAAAAAGAUUUAUUCAAAAAUAUGUAAUUUAAUAUGAUAUUUUACAAGAUUAAAGAUUAAUUCACAUGCAUAUACCUUGUUUAUAUCAAGAGUUGAUAAAAUUUGUGAGAUUAAUCAUUUGUAUUAGUUACUUGUAUAAUUAUGUAUCCAAAUUAUUAAAAAAAUUUCAUUUAUUGUAAGAUGGAUCUGAUAGUGUAAAAUUCCAUCUUUACGUGCAUUUGUAAAACUUUUCAAUAAUGAUCAAAAUAUUCUUAUUCCUAAUGUGCCUACUUACAAUGUGAAAUAUCAGCACAUGGAAUCUGUGUGUUAGUAUUCAUACUUAUUGAAUACGUAACAAUUUCAAUAUUGAUCAAAAUUGUGUUUAUCUUUAAAAUGCAAUCAGUAUUUGAAAUUUGUUACUUAAUUUUUAAAAGAUAAUGUAAAUUAAAUACAUUGUUUUGUUCUCAAAUUGAUAAGGUUAUGAAACCAUGUAUUAUUAUGCUUUAAAAUUGUUAAAUACAUUGGUUGAUGGUUAUUCAUAUAUAACUAAUUUCUUAUUAAAAAUAAAAUUUAAUAUUUAUUAAGUGUA